UUUUAUGGUCACACUGGGAAAAAAUGGAAAUUAGCAACGUUUAUCAGUUCAUUUAUACAUUUACCAUGCUUUUCGAUUGAAUUGCCCUUGUGUGCAUACAAAAACGUGAAUUGUUAAUCAGUACACCGAACAGAAGAUCUCCGAAUGAAGGCGUCUAGGUAAUACUUUGAGAGCCCUGUAAGACAACAUGUCUGAAGAGGCAAUUUCAGAAAGUGACAUGGAGGCUAGCCUUGACAGUGAAAACGAAGACAUGGAAAAUGAAGAAGAAGAAGAAGAAGAAGACAAUGAGGACAUGGAGGAAGAUGAGGAUGAAAAUGAUGGAGAUGACGAAGAAGAUCAUGUCGAUCGACCUGGAAGUGCCCAGAGCCAAACGUCGGGAGGGCCUUCCUCUGGGCCCCCGUCUCAGCCUGGAUCUCGACCAUCCUCCAGGCCUCCCUCCCCUUCUCAGCCUCCAGCCAGCCCAGACAACUCCAACCAGAGCAAACCAUCUUCCAGUAAAACAAAGAAACAAAAAACCUCUAAAUUAACCAAAUCUUCCAAGUCUUCAAAAGGCUCCAAACCCUCCAAGCCAUCUAAGCCUUUACACUUGAGGAAGAAUAUUAGAAAGCUGCUGCAAGAUGAUCAGCUGGAGGCUGGAACCAAGGCGGCUCAGCAGGAAGAGAUGGAGAGACUAAAACGACUGGAGCAGCAGAGGAAGGACUUUCCUACACCAGCCCCACCUGUUCCAGACUCCCAACUAGUGGAUGCUGCAGCAUUAUUAGAAGUCUCUGCUCUCCUGAGCAAGCAGGAUGUGAUCUGCCUGGACAGCAGUGGUGAGGAAGAUGAAAAAGCGGAGCCACAGUUGUCCACAAUUGACAGUAGAGAUGAUGUAAUUGAGCUCAGCUCUGGGGAAGAGGAUGCCCUGCAGAUUAGCAGCGAAUCGGCUGAUGAGGAGGCUGACAGUGGCACUGGCUCAGAAGAGAGCAGUGGCGCACACGUCAACGAUGCACUGAACCUACCUGAUGCCCACGGCCGGGUGCUCGUGAAUAUUAAUCACCCUGCAGAUGAGAAAGACAUUUUUCUUGCCCCACAGAUGGCCAGGGCAGUCAAACCUCACCAAGUUGGGGGAAUCCGAUUUCUCUACGAUAACCUCAUUGAGUCUCAGGAGCGGUACAAGACCAGCCUUGGCUUUGGGUGCAUCCUUGCUCACAGCAUGGGGUUAGGCAAGACGCUACAGGUCAUUUCUUUCAUUGACAUCCUGCUGAGAAACACUGAGGCUCACACUGUGCUCGCCAUUGUCCCUGUGAACACACUUCAGAACUGGUUAACAGAAUUUAACCUCUGGCUCCCUCCUCAAGAGGCCCUUCCUCCAGACACUGACCUCUCAGUUGUCACUGGCCGACCAUUUAAAGUUCACAUUCUCAACGAUGAGCACAAAACAACACUGGCCAGGGCCAAGGUUGUGGAGGAUUGGUCCAGAGAUGGAGGUGUGUUGCUGAUGGGAUAUGAGAUGUACCGCCUACUGACUAUGAAGAAGAGCUUUGUGAUGGGCAAAAAGAGGAAAUCAAAGAAGCCUGCUGGACCAGUCAUCAUUGACCUCGAUGAAGAGGAUCGACAGCAAGAACUUAUGAAAGGUAUUGAAAAAGCCAUAGCGCGGCCUGGUCCUGAUGUGGUCAUCUGUGACGAGGGCCACCGCAUUAAAAACUACCAUGCCAGCACAUCACAGGCUCUGAAGAACAUCCGCUCCAGACGAAGGGUGGUUUUGACGGGUUACCCGCUGCAGAACAACCUUAUCGAAUACUGGUGCAUGGUGGACUUUGUUCGGCCUGACUUCUUGGGGACGCGCCAGGAGUUCAGCAACAUGUUUGAGCGUCCCAUUCUGAAUGGUCAGUGUGUGGACAGCACACCUCAGGAUGUCCGCUUGAUGCGUUUUCGCAGUCAUGUGCUACACAGCCUGUUAGAAGGGUUUGUUCAAAGACGGGGUCAUGAUGUGCUCAGGGACCACCUUCCAAAUAAGGAGGAACAUGUGAUGCUGGUGCGUCUUUCUCCCAUUCAGAGAGCUCUGUAUACUGAGUUCAUGAAGCGCUUUCGAGAAGCAGGGAACAAUGGUUGGCUUGGCCUCAACCCACUCAAAGCUUUUUGUGUAUGCUGCAAGAUCUGGAAUCACCCAGACGUCCUCUAUGAAGCUUUGCAGAAGGAGAAUCAGGCCAACGAACAGGACAUGGACCUUGAUGACAUCACCUCAGCUAGUAACGCUCGCUGCCAAGCACCUAAUGCUGGCCUCAAGACCAAAGUAGCAGAUAGUAAAGUCAACAGCAGCCUCCCACAGCUCAACCCCUCUCAGGAAAGAGCCAAUCAAGUCAUCACUUAUGAAUGGGCAAAGGACAUAAUGUCCAACUACAAGACAGGAGUUCUGGAGAACUCGGCCAAGAUGGUUCUGCUCUUUCAUCUAAUUGAUGAAAGCGUGAGGAGAGGAGACAAGAUUUUGAUCUUUAGCCAAAGUUUGUCCACCCUGUCGGUCAUUGAGGACUUCUUAUCAAAAAGACCCAUCCCCCAAGGCUUCGCCUGCACUGACGGUCCGAACAAAAACUGGGUUCGCAACCUCAAUUAUUACAGACUGGAUGGGAGUACAUCUGCCUCAGAGAGAGAACGUCUCAUCAAUCAGUUUAAUGACCCAGAGAACAACAAAACAUGGAUCUUCCUACUUUCUACCAGAGCGGGCUGUUUAGGGGUAAACCUGAUCGGGGCCAAUCGCGUUGUUGUGUUUGAUGCAUCUUGGAACCCCUGUCAUGAUGCCCAAGCAGUGUGUCGAGUGUACCGGUACGGUCAGAGGAAACCCUGCUUCAUUUACCGCCUGGUCUGCGACUUUACCCUGGAAAAGAAGAUAUAUGACAGACAGGUCUCCAAGCAGGGCAUGUCGGACCGUGUGGUUGAUGACUUGAACCCAGUGCUGAAUUUCACUCGUAAAGAAGUGGAGUCACUGCUGCACUUUGUAGAAGAGGCGCCUGAAUCUGAGAGGGAAACCCCGGAGUCCGUGGAGGAGUUUGAGGAAGUGAUGUAUAAGGCUUGUCGGCUUUACCCAAAUCUCAUCACCAAGCCACCAUUCCACCAUGACUCUCUGCUUAUGGACCGCAAGGAAUCAAAACUAACUAAAGCAGAGAAAAGGGCUGCGAAGAAGAGCUACGAGGAUGAGAAACGAGCAUCCGUACCGUACUCUCGCCCAUCAUAUGCCCCCUAUUACCCAUCGAGUGACCACGCGCUUGCCAGCAUUGCUGCAUUUAACCAACGUGGCUGGCGCCACAUGUCGCGGUCGGAUGACAAGCCAGUAGCAAGUGUCCGGCCUAUCCAGUCAACGCCGAUCCCAAUGAUGCCUCGCCAGGUCGGCACGGGCACCUUUGCCACCAACCUCCCUGUCAACUUCCUUCAGAAAGCAGGAGUCUACGUGCAAAGGAUUGUCACCACAACCGAUAUUGUCAUCCCAGGACCCAACAGCCCGACAGAUGUUCAAGCUCGCAUUAGUGCAGGAGAGAGCAUCCAUAUUAUAAGAGGAUCUAAAGGUACCUACAUCAGGACGAAUGAUGGAAGAAUCUUUGCUAUACGGUCAGGGAAGAUCAGCAGAUCAGUGACAGGAGGAUCGGCAGCUUCAAGAGAUACCCAAGACCCCUCGAUGCACCCGCUUAGUAAUGGCUGUUCAUCGCCCGUGGAUCCGCAGCAGCACUCCCCUAACGACGAACAGCAGUCCUUCUCUCCAUUAGGCUCUGAGAUUCUCCGAGAACUCAGCCGCUACACUUCGACAGGCAGCACCACAUCUGGCAUGACGAAUGAACUGCCACUCCAGUCAGACGUCUCAUCUGCCACAGUAGGGGACAGAGUCGGGUCACAGACUGGUGAUCUCAGUAGGCAACUCGGUGACAACCUCCUGGGUUCAGCGUUGGAUAUGCAGGGAAGGAAACGGAGGCGCAGUGACAGCCAGGGCAACUCACACACAAAACGUGCUUCUGUUUCAGCUCACUACCCCGCACUGCCCAUGGGCUCCGGUGGGCUCAGUUUUCCUCCCGUUGGUUUGAACUCUUCACCCCUUCUGGGGAACCUCGGCCACAUGGGUCACCAACUUCUAAUGGCUGGUGGUGGUGGAUCACCAUUCCUCCAAACACCAGGACAACCGCUGGCUGACCUGCAUUCCAUGUUCCCCUCAGCGGGCACAGAGCUACUGAGACAACCUGCUACAGGGAGUGAGCACCUUCCUCCCCCCUCAUCCUCUGCAUUCUCUUCCGCAUCCACCACCAUUCCUAUGUCAUCUUCCCCCUCAGCAGCAACUUCUUCUUCCCUCCCGUCAGGUUCUUUGCCACCUUACUUGAUGAACCCCAACAUGGCAGGACUGCUGUCAUCGAGUUUCCCUCUAAGCUAUGGUCAGUCAUUGCUCUCUGAGCCACGGAUGUUUCCCACACCUCUCCUCCCGGGGUCGGGGGGGUUCUCUGCGCCUAGCUCCAAUUCCACCACAUCUACCUUUGUCCCCCAUUUCAACAACCCCACCUCCAGCCUUUUAGGGGCUGUCCUGACCCAACCAGAUAGACAUCCAAGUACAAUAAAUGGAGGUGACAGUUCGGAUGACGAUGUCAUAGUGGUGACAGGACAGUAACAGCAAGGAGGUAGUGUCACGUGUUACCUGUAAAACAUUAGGAAUGGGAAUGAUUACACAAUUAACAA
Cololabis saira (Pacific saury) is the source of this 4686-nucleotide messenger RNA. RefSeq names its product RAD54 like 2 (gene rad54l2). The record is from RefSeq and is a predicted model, not a curated record. Gene Ontology annotation, molecular function: ATP binding; ATP hydrolysis activity; ATP-dependent chromatin remodeler activity. Bases 188 to 4618 code for a protein of 1476 amino acids. NCBI's taxonomy places the organism in Eukaryota, Metazoa, Chordata, Actinopteri, Beloniformes, Belonidae. Gene Ontology annotation, cellular component: nucleus. The transcript has 22 exons.